AUGUCUGAUCCCUGUCAAUUCGGAAUUGCCCAAAGGUCGCCUUGUUGUCGCCCUAACGAAUUUGAGGGUCAACAGAAACGCGGGCGCGCGUAUCAUGAACGUACCUUUAGCCAAGUGGAGAGCUGGCAGUGGGCUAGGCUUGGGGAGGCCCCCGAGAUCGAAUCAUAUCCGCGCUAUCGCGGCACUGCAAGCUGGCUCGGCGGCGGAGACGGUCCCAUUGCCGAUUUGGUUGAUGCGGAUGGUCCCACACAGUGCGAAAUGGGAAGGUCCAUUGUUGAUAGUAAGGAGCGGUAG
Molecule: messenger RNA, 294 nt
Organism: Penicillium maclennaniae
Lineage: Eukaryota; Fungi; Ascomycota; Eurotiomycetes; Eurotiales; Aspergillaceae
Exons: 1
Coding region: 1-294 (97 amino acids)
Source: RefSeq, a predicted model, not a curated record